AGCCAAGAUCUGGUUAUACUUUGCAUAACCAUCAUUCCUAGGACUCCACUUGAUUUUCGCCAAAAGGCCAAGAAAGGUAUGCGACUGGGCUUCACCGGUGAAAAGGCAAUAUUUAAUCUGUGAUGAUCGAGGAACCGCAGCUUUUCUCCUGUGCUCGCUCCCCUGCGCCAUGGCUGAGCGAAACAUGACGGACCUUGCGAAGCUUGAGAAGUCCCAAACCAAGACUCAACAAGAAAUUGAGGAGCAGCAACAGGUAAUUCGACAAAAUCUGCACCUCUGUCUGUCGAUGAUUCUCGAGAUCAGUACGCUGCUCAAGGAGAAUGAACCCGGUCCUGAUAAAUCUAUGCCAGAUGAGUUUGUGGGUACAAUUAGGGAAAAGAUGAUUUUUGCGCGUGAGUUCGUCCAGGAUGAGAGUCACCUGACUGCUCUUCGAAAGGCAUUUGUGUUGUCGCAUGCAGAUGAAUCCACUUCCGGGAUCCCUGAUAUCAUAUCUGCUGCACUCAAAGCGGUGGUGGCUACGCUUGAUCAAGCUUUCGUUUCAUACAAGCGUUGCAAGGCGGCAAUCUCAUGUGCCCGUGCUGCAACACUUGCUCACAGAGCUGCACGACUUGUGGAUGGUCCCCAAAUGCAGGGCAAUGAUGAACGGGCAACAUCCUCCUCCGAUGAUGAAGAAUGACAAUAGGAGCCUGGAGUUUGAAGAAAGGGAGGGGGUUUCUUGUUGUUUGUCCCAAACAGAAUAGUUUCCUUCAUGUAGGCUUCCACUCCAAGUCGUGAUACAGCUGAUGUUCUGAAUUCUCUCUGUCAAUUCAUGCUCCAUUCUACCGUGAUUUCUCUGUUGUAAUUAACACCCGUUUCUAUUGUGUGCGACUGCCUCCUACAAGGGUCAAAAAGCUUGCCUCACUCGUUCACAGCUUUUCAUAUUACUAGUCAGGUAGGAUGUGCUAUUCAUGGGGAAAUAAAGAAACAGACGAAAUUUGUACUCUACUAAAAAG
Messenger RNA from Linum tenue, 992 nucleotides. NCBI's taxonomy places the organism in Eukaryota, Viridiplantae, Streptophyta, Magnoliopsida, Malpighiales, Linaceae. The record is from the annotation of a GenBank genome assembly.